AUGCCUGGCUUCGCGCAAGCUACCGACCUCUCCGCAUGGCAAGCCCUGGUUGACCACCACAAUGCGGUGGGUCGCAAUAUCGUCCUGAAGGAAUACUUUGAAAAGGAUCCUCAACGAUUCGAGAAGUUCAAGCGAGUCUUCAAGAACUCUGCAGACAACUCUGAGAUCCUCUUCGACUUCUCCAAGAACUUCCUGACUGAAGAGACUCUUGACCUCCUCGUGAACCUCGCGAAGGAGGCCAAGCUCGAAGAACUGCGAGAUGAGAUGUUUGCUGGCGAGAAGAUCAACUUCACCGAGAAGCGAGCUGUCUACCAUGUUGCUCUUCGAAAUGUCACCAACCAGCCGAUGGCCGUGGACGGGAAGAGCGUUGUCGAGGAGACCAAUUCAGUUUUGGACCACAUGAAGGAGUUCUCUGAGCAAAUCCGCAGCGGUUCGUGGACUGGUUACACCGGAAAGAAACUCACCACCAUCAUCAAUAUUGGUAUUGGUGGCUCAGACCUCGGCCCCGUCAUGGUCUCAGAGGCCCUGAAACCGUAUGGUGACAGGAACAUGAAACUCCACUUCGUUUCCAACAUUGAUGGCACCCACAUCGCCGAAGCUCUCAAGGACUCGGACCCCGAGACCACCCUCUUCCUCAUCGCCUCCAAGACCUUCACGACCGCGGAGACCACUACCAAUGCCAACACGGCCAAGAAAUGGUUUUUGCAAAGUGCAAAGGAGUCAGACAUCGCAAAGCAUUUCGUGGCCCUGUCCACCAAUGCUGAAGAGGUCAGCAAGUUCGGCAUUGAUACCAAGAACAUGUUUGGUUUUGAAAGCUGGGUUGGCGGUAGAUACUCUGUUUGGUCUGCUAUCGGUUUGUCAGUUUGCAUCUACAUUGGCUACGACAACUUCCACCAAUUCCUCGCUGGCGCCCAUGCCAUGGAUCAGCAUUUCAAGACUGCACCUCUGCACCAAAAUAUCCCUGUCAUUGCAGGUCUGCUGAGUGUGUGGUACUCAGACUUCUUCGGCUCCCAAACUCAUCUGGUCGCACCUUUUGACCAGUACAUGCAUCGCUUCCCGGCCUAUUUGCAGCAAUUGACCAUGGAAUCAAACGGCAAGGCGGUCACUCGAAGUGGCGACUAUGUUAAGUACACAACCGGAUCCAUCUUCUUCGGUGAACCAGCCACCAAUGCACAGCACUCUUUCUUCCAGCUUUUGCACCAGGGCACCAAGCUUAUCCCUACUGAUUUCAUCAUUGCCGCGCGCUCCCACAACCCGGUGGAAGGUGGUCUUCAUCAGAGAAUGCUGGCGUCUAACUUCCUCGCCCAGGCCGAGGCAUUGAUGAUUGGCAAGACGCCGGAUCAAGUCAAGGCCGAAGGCGCUCCGGACGACUUGGUAUCGCACAAGACCUUCCUCGGGAACCGACCCACCACCAAUAUCCUUGCUGAGAUGAUCACGCCCGGUACACUUGGCGCGCUGAUUGCUUAUUAUGAGCACAUGGUUUUCACAGAAGGCGCUAUCUGGAAUAUCAAUAGCUUCGACCAGUGGGGUGUUGAGUUGGGCAAGGUCCUGGCAAAGAGGAUUCAAAAGGAACUUGAGACGGAAGGCGCUGGAGCUGACCACGACUCGUCAACGGCUGGUUUGCUUGCUGCUUUCAAGGCUAAGAAUGGUCUGAAAUGA
Cladophialophora immunda is the source of this 1659-nucleotide messenger RNA. RefSeq names its product glucose-6-phosphate isomerase. Lineage: Eukaryota; Fungi; Ascomycota; Eurotiomycetes; Chaetothyriales; Herpotrichiellaceae. The record is from RefSeq and is a predicted model, not a curated record. Gene Ontology annotation, biological process: glycolytic process; gluconeogenesis; glucose 6-phosphate metabolic process. The transcript is spliced from 2 exons. Gene Ontology annotation, cellular component: cytosol. Gene Ontology annotation, molecular function: glucose-6-phosphate isomerase activity; monosaccharide binding; carbohydrate derivative binding. Bases 1 to 1659 code for a protein of 552 amino acids.